Messenger RNA from Lathyrus oleraceus (garden pea), 966 nucleotides. RefSeq lists its product as uncharacterized. The record is from RefSeq and is a predicted model, not a curated record. The transcript has a single exon. NCBI's taxonomy places the organism in Eukaryota, Viridiplantae, Streptophyta, Magnoliopsida, Fabales, Fabaceae. Gene Ontology annotation, molecular function: nucleic acid binding; zinc ion binding. Bases 1 to 966 code for a protein of 321 amino acids.
AUGUUUGGAGCUUUGUGGAUCCUGGUUUACAACAAGGAGCUGAUGAAGUUGCUCGUAGAAGGGACCAGUUGGCACUUUCACAAAUUCAUCAAGGAAAUUGAUUACUCAAUAUUUGGCAAAAUAGCAAAUGCCAAAACUGCUAAAGAAGCGUGGGACAUAUUGAAGCUGUCACAUAAAGGAGUAGAGAAAGCUCAGAAGUCCAAAUUACAAUCGUUGCGUAGAGAAUAUGAAAGGUACGAAAUGUCAAAUUCAGAAACAGUAGAACAAUAUUUUUCUCGUGUUAUAAAUCUCGUCAACAAGAUGCGAGUAUAUGGAGAAGAUAUUCCAGAUAGCAAAGUGGUAGAAAAAAUUCUACGUACGAUGCCGAUGAAGUUUGACCAUGUGGUGACUACAAUAAUUGAGUCCCACGAUACAGAUACUCUGCCUGUAGCAGAAUUACAGGGAAGCAUUGAAAGUCAUGUCAACAGAAUAUUAGAAAAGACCAAAAAAGUGGUAAAAGAAGAAGCUCUAAAGAGUCAGGUAAAUUUCAACAACACUUCUGAGUCAAGAUAUAUUGUAGAAGAAAAAGGUCAAAAUACUUUCAACAGAGGAAGAGGAAAUUAUAGAGGCAGAGGCCGAGGAAAUUGUGGAGGAAGAGGGCAUGGCAACUUUAACCAAUGGAGAGACAAUAAUUUCAAUUCAUCCAAUCAAGGAAGAGGUGGAAAUAAUUUUGGAUACAACAAUCGUGGUCGAGGAAACAAUUUUGGAUUUAACAAUCGUGGUCGAGGAAGAGGUAACUACAACCAAGAAAGGACGAAUUAUAGUUGUUAUCACUGUGGAAAGUUUGGACACAAAGCAGCUGAUUGCAGAUACAAACAUCAGGCAAAUGUGGCAGAAAGUUCGUAUCAAAAUACAGGCGAGUACUUUGAAAAUCCACAAAAUUUAUUUUUGGCCAGUAAUACAUUCUCUAAGGAAGAGGAUAUUUAG